GGGAGGGGUACGGGAACGCGCUGAGAAGGUUGACCUAGCGAAUGGGCGGUGCUUGUCGGAGGCUACUGAGGUAUUGGGGAAAGACUCAUAGGGCAGCGAUAAAGGUGAACGUUGGGUACGGGCAAAUCUAACUAGUGGGACACACUGACAUGGUUAACAGCCAUAGAACUAUAUAUAUCUACGUGUGAGAUAAUAAGGACCGGAAGUGGGGCGGCAGGGUGAUACGGCUACAGUGUCGUUGUGAGUCACCUCAAGCUGGGAACAGAGACCGGCAGAGAAAGGGACUCCCGUACAGGUACACACAGCCAGGCCGGGGACGAAGUGUCUGGAGACCCACUGAACCCUGGAAGUUGCUUCCUGGCCAUGGAGCAUCAGUACCUACAAGCAGCCAAUCGAUAUCAAGUGCUUCAGAAUGAGGAUGACUCAUCAGAAGCACCAACUGUAGAACAACCCUCCACCUCUAUGCAACCGUCUCAGGCUGCCCAAAUCACAUCAUCUGCAUCAGAUGUCUCUCCUCCACCCUACAGCAGCAUUGUUGCUGGAACAACUACAGAUACAGGUAGUGACUUCUAUCCUGUGCCACCCCCAUAUAGUGUAGCAACUACACUUCCAACUUAUGAUGAAGCAGAAAAGGCAAAGGCUGCAGCAAUGGCAGCAGUAGCAGCUGAAGCACAAAGAGAAGAGGAAUAUCCACCAAGGGAUGACUUCAGUGAUGCUGAUCAGCUGAGAGUUGGGAAUGAUGGGAUCUUCAUGCUGGCAUUUUUUAUGGCAUUCAUAUUUAACUGGAUUGGAUUUUGCUUAUCCUUCUGUAUAACCAAUACAAUUGCUGGACGUUAUGGAGCUAUCUGUGGCUUUGGGCUCUCGCUAAUAAAAUGGAUACUGAUUGUCAGAUUUUCUGACUAUUUCACUGGAUACUUCAAUGGACAAUAUUGGCUUUGGUGGAUCUUCCUUGUUCUAGGUUUGUUACUAUUCUUCAGAGGCUUUGUCAAUUACCUCAAAGUGCGAAACAUGUCUGAAAGUAUGGCUGCUGCACACAGAACAAGAUUUUUCUUCUUAUAUUAGAGAUAGAGCCAUCCAGACUUUCCUUUACCAAUGCGAACCAUCUAGUCUACAGUUCUCCAAGUGUAUUGAUCAGAACUCUACUAAAGAUGAUGAUCAAUCCGUACAGAAGUUAAUGCUUUUCUGGCAGCUCAAUCGAAUGUUGUCUGUUUAAUAUUGUCCUUAUGUUGCACAUUUUGUAUGUGCUUAAUUUGUCUAGAGAAACGUUUACUUACAAAUCCAAUUUCAAGGCUAAAAAUGGGACCUAUAGCAGCAUGUAAAGGUUUUCCUCUUUACAAAAAAGCAAGUAGUGAGCAAAAGUGUAACCACUUUUUUUUUCUUAAUUACAUUAUCAUAUCCUUAUUGAAUUGCAUUACUGGUGCUGAAACAAAAUGUGCAUGUUGCCAGUAUCUAUUAGCCCAACAUACAUAAAGAAAUUAGACUUUACCAUUUGCUUGGCCAAAAAGUAACUGACAUUCUUAAAUGAAAAAUGUCUUAAAUAUUGAAUUAAUCAGAUUGUCUGUUUACCAAGUCCUAAUGUUAUAAUAUGUUUUUAAAUUAAACUUAAUCCAAAAUAUUAAUAUAUAUUUUUUUCUUAAAUAGCCUUAAUUUUUUUUCCUAAAAUUGGAUAGAACAAAUGUUUUUCAUCUUUCAACGCUUUUAGUCUGAUCAAAUUGUGCCAUGCAAUGUAUUGUCCUCUGCAGAUCACAGCACAUCUUCUUUAACAGCAGUAUCUUUUACUUGCAGGCAACUGAACAAAUAUACUAUAUCGCUUGUAAUUAAGAUUAGUCCCAUCUCAGUCUACCAAUGCAGAUCAUUAAUAGAUUCCAAGUCUACUAAACCUUCACUAACAUUUUAAUGUGCCUUUGCAAAAAUUCUACAAGGGCUCUUGCAAAAUCUGUCAAGAUUUCCCAUGUGGCUUUCUUUUUCAAACUUUGGCAAAAACAGGCCAAAAUGGCAGAUUGCAGGUAGGUUAUAUUGGCAUUGUGUUGACAAACAAACAUGAUCAUGCCAGGGUCAGUUUAGAAAAAAAUGUAACUGCUGAAGGAGAGCACAUAUCGGCAUUGUGUUUUCAUUAUUGUAUUCACUAGCAUACAAAUUCGGAAAAGAGUCUUCUGGAAAAAGGAUUCUUUUGUUUAUGCUUGAAGGAAGAUUUGCAAUAUUUAUUUUUCUUCUGUAUAUGUUUUUUUUCUUUUCAGUGUUUUAAACAGUUUUUUUUUACUGCCCUAUAUGUUAAUUUUUGUGUGUUGAGUUUGUUUCGCAAUUUUUAUUUAAUGCUGGGGGAAAAUCAUCUCUUUAUGUGCUGACUUCUUAACUGCAUUUGCAUGAUUUAAAGAUAAAAUGUACCUUUCAUUAAGA
Xenopus laevis (African clawed frog) is the source of this 2397-nucleotide messenger RNA. It is a transcript of the gene ndfip2.S, whose product is annotated as Nedd4 family interacting protein 2 S homeolog. Gene Ontology annotation, biological process: positive regulation of protein ubiquitination; vacuolar transport; ubiquitin-dependent protein catabolic process. Gene Ontology annotation, molecular function: WW domain binding. Gene Ontology annotation, cellular component: endomembrane system; endoplasmic reticulum; Golgi apparatus. The record is from RefSeq and is marked provisional. Lineage: Eukaryota; Metazoa; Chordata; Amphibia; Anura; Pipidae.